Messenger RNA from Protopterus annectens (West African lungfish), 7549 nucleotides. It is a transcript of the gene USF3, whose product is annotated as upstream transcription factor family member 3. Lineage: Eukaryota; Metazoa; Chordata; Ceratodontiformes; Protopteridae. Bases 2 to 6577 code for a protein of 2191 amino acids. The transcript is spliced from 2 exons. The record is from RefSeq and is a predicted model, not a curated record.
UAUGAUUUUAGAACAAGCUUUUAAAUACAUCAUUGAUUUAAAGAAACAGAAUGACGAGCUUCUCCUGAAUGGUGGGAACCAAGAGCAAGCUGAAGAAAUAAAAAGGCUGAGGAAACAGCUUGAUGAACUCCAAAAGGAAAAUGCUCGCUACCUCGAACUUCUGAAAGCCAAUGAUAUCUGCUUCUAUGAUGAUCCUACUAUUCACUGGAAGGGAAAUUUUAAAAGUUCCAGGGUUGCUAUGGUUAUUCCUGCCAAUCAGGUACAGGACAGUAUCAUAGUCUAUCCAAAUGGAAACCAACUUGGCGGAAGUAGUUCAGGAAUACCUGUUCAAAACAUCACAUUCAAUGUUGGCCAGAAUUUGCAAAAACAAACUGCUAAUGUCAUACCAGUACAGAGGACUUGUAAUAUAACCACUCCGUUAACUGUUUCCAGUAUUGGUCCAGUUCAAAAUGUGACUUCACUUCAUAUAUCAACACCUGCAGUGCCAUCCAAACAACAUGUUCCUAAUGCAGUUUCUCUUCCUAAUAAUACCAAACUCUCUGCCACUGCCACUACUGUACAGAGCAUGCCCAGUGCUGUCAGCACUGUUUCAGCAGAUAUGUUGAACUCUAAUACGCAGGGCCUUGUGGAUUGUCAGUAUGCUUCAUUACUGGGUAAUGCAUCUUCCAAAGGAAGCAAUGCACAGAUAAACUCUGUACCUGCUAUGCCAUUGGAAAGAUCAGCAGAAAAUAGUGAGAAUUCUGUUGGCAUUUCAUCUGCUGUACAUACAAUGUUUAGCACACCUUCUGCAACACUGCAUAAUUCCUCAGUAACCCUUCAGGAUAAUUCCAGCAAAUCAGUAGAUGUUACGUCUAGCUAUUCUGUAAUUCCAUUAAAUAGCUCUUCUUCCAUUUGCAUCAGUAGAGACUUAGCCAUACCAAACAAUGGAGUAGUAGUGGCGUCCUCUAGUGUUAAUUUAACAAGUGCAUCUACAGUGACUGCAGGUACCCUGGAAAACUGUUGGUCUCUUCCCACUUCUUUGCCAUCUUCUGGUGUUAGUACUUCUGAUACGAAAAGUGUUAACAGCUUCACGCGGAUUACUUCAUCUGGUAACACACAGACCACAUGGACAACAUUACAGCUGGCAGGCAACAGUGUACAGCCACUAAGCCAAACUACACCUAGUUUUAUACCUUCACUGUUAAACGAUGUCUCUGGUGCUACCUCUUCUUCCAGUGCUGUCGAUUCUAGACAGCCUCUUCCUGAAGUGAAUUUGAGUAAUUCUGCAGUAUUACAAGGUGUUCCUGUACAAAAUAUACAGCAUGUCACAGUUACAAUGCCAUCUGUUCAGCCUUUAUCUGUACAGCCUCUGAUAACUCCAAAACCUGUUCCUCCUCAGCCUGCAGCUAGCAUUCUUCCUUUACAUUCAGCUGUACAAAUGAUUCAGGUUGGCCAACAAGUUGGGCCAUCUGCACCUCCAGCUCCAACAAAUCAGAAUGUAAUCAUCCUCCAACCUCCCAGUGCUGCCACUGCCCCAGCUGCUGUAAGAGGAGCAGUAGCCAGCCAACCAGUAGGUCAGCAAAUUGUGAUCAUCCAGACUGCCAAUCAGAAUCCUCUCCCCGUUCUUCCUGCUCAGGCUUCUGCUGUUAGGAUGCCCAGUGCUGGAUCAGGACAGGUAGUAGGCACAAGUAACUGCACGCAGAACGCCCCAGCAGGGCAAACAUUAAAUGGGAAAUGCUUUGUGCUCAUACUACCCAAACCAACAUCUUCAUCCUCCUCCUCCUGUACAACACUGUCUAAUUCAUUUACAAUGUCAGCUAAUACACAGCAGCAACAAACUAUUUCUCUAAGUGGUCAGCUUUUUGCACUACAACCAGUGAUUCCGUCUGGUGUUUCAAAUGUAACUCCUAUGCAGAUUAUCCAGCCUACCACCAGUGAAGAUCCAAACACAAAUGUUGCUCUUAAUACUUUUGGUGCCUUGGCUAACCUUAAUCAAAGCAUAUCACAGAUGGCCAGGAAAAGCUGCUUGCUGCCUGCUGUUGGCCAGGCAAGCAGUGUACCAGAAGCAGGAACUGAGCAGGUUGUCCCAGUAAGUUCAUCUAUUACUCCUGUUUCUACUGUCACUGCAUGCCAGUCUGUUACUUCUGCAAGUUGUAAAUUAUUGCAACCACCUGCUAACUCCUUGAAUUCCUCUCCUUCAAAAUCUGUGGCUUGCUUACCAGUAAAUGCAAAACCAAAACGAAAUCACAAGAAAAAUGCUGCAAAACAGUUGUCCAGUAAAGGAGCGAUAUCAACUGAUAAAGCUAAGAAUUCCACCAAGCAGGGUGAAAAAGUUGCAGAUGUGUCAAAGAACAGUGCAGUCACAGAGGGUCAUGAUUUAAAACAGAACGAUGCACAAAUUCCUCCUGGCACUCAAGAAAAUAAAGAAGCAUUAAAUUCUGAUGUCAUAAUUUCUUCCCCUAAAGUAUCAAACUCACAGCCGUUAUCAAAUGUGUACUCCAUAGUAGAACCAGCUAUAGCAGUUGAUACUAGUUCUUCAGCACAAUCUGGAACAAGUGAGCAGUUAGAGUCACUGCCAGGUGCACAUACUAGUUCCGCAUCUCUGCUGCAUCCUCACAGCUCCCCCAGUGAUCAACCAAAGAACCCAGCAUCACUGGACCCUUCAGUAUCUUUCAUAAAUGUUAGCAGUGAGGCAUCAGCAUCCACAGCUUCUACUGUCCCAUAUACUGCUAGUCCUUCUCACGUUUCUACACCACUGUCUAGUCAUUCUCGUGAUUUAGCUAAAGUGCUUAAUCCAUGCCACAUUUCUGGAGAGGUAAGAGUUUCUUUGACUCAAGGCACAGAACAGACUGUAUCUGCAGUGCAUGGCAAGAAUGUAUUGGAGGAAGAAGGCUUCGAGGGAAUGUUUUCAGGGCAUGCUAAAAGUAAACCUGCAGCACAAGAUAGUGCGCCCUGUGUUCAGAGGGACAUGCAGUCAGGUUUUUCAGUGCACAUCACAGAAUCACAGCAGUCUAACACUUUGACAGAGAAACAUGAGACAUUAUUAAUGAAUACUGAAAAUCAAAAUGUUUCUCAGCAGCACUCUUGCAUUUCAGAUCAGGAAAUAGCUGGGAAUCAUUUGCUUACCAGCCGGCAGAUAGACUCCCCCAUGUCAACCAGUUCUGGUAGCAGCCAUAGUUUUUCUGUUGCAUCCAUGCUUCCGGAUGUUACACGGGAAGAUGUAUUGUGCAGCAGUUCAUCAACAAACUCAUUCAGUUCAUGCACAUUUCCAGAGCCAACUGACAUAGUUGCUCUUGCAGCCAGAGCCAUUUUUGAGCAGGAGGCAAUGGGGAAGAGAAAAGGAAUUACAGAAGUGAAUGUUACUGACACAGUUAACAAAUCUACUGAAACUGCAACUCCAAAAGAAGAAAGGCCUUGUGGAAAAACUCAAGAAGCUAAAAACACCAGUCAAGAGAUAGAUGACUUAGCAGGUGAUAAACAGCAUUCACAAGAGCAAGCGCAGAACAAUGCUACCAGGCAAGUGGAAAAAAGUAGUUGCUCUGUUAGAACUGAAACAUCAAAUGUGUCCUUAGACUACCCUUCUGCUCAGUCAUCUUCGGUAGUAGGGGUAAGUUUAAGUGUUAACAGUCUAAUCUGUCAUCCCCUUUCUACCUGUUCAAAUUUGAUACAGUCUUCCACUGAGCAGUCAGUGGUACCUAAUACCACUUGUCUACCAAUUUCUUCGCAUACUUAUACAGGUCAUUCAGCGGGACCACCUGUGAUGCAGGAUUAUUCUCAGGAACAGUUAAACAGCAUGAGAACAUCAGUGCAGACUCCUCACAUUCACGAUUCACAUAUGAAACAAAACCCAGAAAAUCGUAAAGAUGCUACAAAGCGCAUUGUUCAUGAUGAUCUUCUCCUUUCAGCAGCAAAGAGGCAGAAACCAUGCCAGACGCCAUCAGUUCGAGUUGACAGCAUGCCACCAAUUAGUAAAGCUUCUGAUGUUAUUCCUGAACAUUCUCAACUGCUGGUGAACCAAUUGCCAUCUAGUUCAUCAAGUUCCAUUGCUUCUGGUAGCAGCCAGGGACAUUCUGAUGGCCUUGGCACUUUAUUUCCCUCCAAUAAUGGAUUUGUGAAUUCAAGUUUGAGGCAAACUGAAAUUCACUGUAAUUCUCAGCCUUCAGUUCAGGAGCAGCAGAGUCAAACAAGUAACCAGCACCUUCAGCAGCACCAUCAACAGCAACAUAUUUCUACACAUUCUCUUUCCCAUCUUCAUAACAGUAACCCAUUCCUUAAGCAGCAUCAAGCUGCACAGCUGAGAGACAGGCACCAGUUGUACCAGUUACAAUCCGUUGACAGCUCAGUCCUUCAGCAGCCACCUCAUACUGUGCAUCAGCAAAGGACAAUGCCGCAAGAUGUCCAAAUGCAGAAGAAGCGGAAUAUUGUACGAGGGACACACAAUGCUCAGAUUCCUUUACAGCAGAAGCAACAUCAAAAUAGGAAUGAGCAGGCACAGCAAAAAGGGAGUCAGUCACAUCACCAGCAACUCCAGCAACAAAUGCAGCACCACUUUGGGACCUCACACACAGAGAAAGGAUGUGAUAAUCCUGUAGUCAGCAGAAGCCAUCAUAGCACCCAUACUCAGAGCCAUUUAAGUCAAGAUAUUAUGCAUCAGCAGCCGCAACAACAACAGCAAGAUGUAGGAAAUAGACAGCAAGGCUCAGGGGCACCUGUGGAACAUGGUUCGGGACAGAAUACCAUACAGAGACUUAUGACUUCCAGGGCUCUGGAGCAGCAGGUGGUGUCUCAGCCAUCCAUUGUAUCCAGACCAUCUGAUAUGUCUUGUGCCCCACACCGUCAAGAAAGGAACAGGGUGUCUAGCUACUCAGCAGAAGCUCUUAUUGGGAAAACUCCUUCUAACACUGAGCAAAGAAUGGGAAUAUCCAUCCAGGGCUCACGGGUCCCAGAACAACUUGAAAUGAGAAAUUUUCAUGAUGUUUCCAGGACCAAAAGUGUUUCACUUCAUAGUAUGCAAAGUAGAAUGCCUGUUGACCAUCAUGUGAGUUCAGAAGUCCAGAGAUUAUCAGACUGUCAACCAUUUAAAGGAAGUAAUACUAAUCAGCAAGUAGUUGGAAGUUUUGAUGUACAGCCUUCAAGAAGUAAUGAAAUGGCAAACACAGUACCAUCCCAUAGGGCAUUACAGUCUCAAGGUUUCCAUAUUCAGAAUGGUACAUCAUCUGUUGAUAGACAGAAAAGGUUAUCUUAUCAGUCAGUGCAAGGCAUUCCAGUCGGAAACAGUACUCAGCAGAGGGAUGCAGAUGGUUCUUGUCAUCAAGGCUUUAUGCAGAAUCUGCUGCCAUCACACCUUGCUGAUCAGAUUGGAGGAAAUCCAAGAACAGUUUCAGAUCAUCAGCGGAAUACACAGUGUGGGCCGUCAUCAGCCAUUGAAUACAGUUGUCCACCACCAAGAGACAUUGUCCAUAUCAGAAGAGACAGUGAAGGUCAGAAUCGUGAAAGUUGUGACAUGUCUGUAGGUAGGAGCAAUUCCUUAAAUAUUCCCUUUUCAUCUUCAUCUGGUGACAUACAGUGUCGAAAUACAAGUCCAAAUGUUUCUGUACAGAAGUCCAACUCAUUGAGAAUUGGUGAGAGCCAGGGGAACAAAAACCUAAUGAAUCCUCAAGUUUCAGCUAAUAUGCAUGGAGUUGUAAGACCGGGUUUGCCUCACCCAGCAGUGUCCCAUGGAAACACAGAACAGGGGCAAUCUUCUGUCCAUCAGACAAAUUCAUCUGUCACUCAGCGAUCAAGGCAACCCCCACAAGACAAUUCUGGUUCCAAAAUACGCCAGACAGAAAGGAACAGGUCUACAAACCAGAGACAUGGAAAUGUUUUCGACACUAGUCUACCCCAUCUUCCUCUCACUACAAAUAGUAGUAUGAUAAUCGGAAGGCAGCAGCCCGCAGGCGAUAGAAGAAGCAGUCUGGUGCGAUUUAUGCCUGAGGGUUCCCAAGUUUCUAGUGAUACUGUGACACCAGAUCAACAUGCAUUGUCACAAAAUUUUGGUUUCCAGUUCAUUCCGGAAGGUGGCUUGAAUCCACCAAUAAAUGCCAACACCUCAUUCAUCCCUCCAGUUACACAGUCAAGUGCCACAAGGACAGCAGCUCUUAUACCAGUAGAGCCUCAAAACACUUUACCUUCUUUCUAUCCACCGUAUUCACCUGCUCACCCAAGUCUUUCAAAUGAUAUUCCACUGCAGUACUUUUCCAAUCAGAUGUUCACUGGGCCUAGCACAGAGAAACCGAACAGCGGGGCACUGAAUAAUAGAUAUGGAUCUAUCUUGUCUCCACCAAGGCCUGUUGGUUUUGCUCAGCCAAGCUUCCCUCUCCUUCCUGAAAUGGCACCCAUGCCAAUGGCUAAUACUGGACACUUAUCAAAUUUCAGUUUCACACCAUUGUUUCCAGACCUAGCACCUACACUUCCUCCAGACAGUUCAGCAAUGCCAAUGUCUCCACUGCUGCCCAUGACAAAUGCUUCAAACUCUGACUCUUCAAAACAGUCCACAAACAGAGCAGCACAUAACAUAAGCCAUAUUCUUGGCCACGAUGGCAAUUCAGCUGUGUAGGCUGGAAAAGGAAUACACUACUGAUGUGAACUUUCUUAAGUAGAUUUCAUUCGAGUAUCUCAAGAACAGGGUUUCCAUUUCAGUACAUUUUUGACCAAAUGUGCAGUUUCUAGAAUUACAAGGUAAUACUCUGUACCAACAAGCAGUUUACCUGACAUUUUAUAACCACCAACAACAGAUCCAUUUAUUGAGGCAUUUUGAAGUUUGAUCUUUUAACUGAUCAUGUUGUUUGUUGUGAAGUCAGCAGCAGAGAGAUUUCUGAACAGGGAAACCUGUUUAGAAUAGGGCAGUGAUAUGUGCUGGUAUCAAGUAUGGGGCACCGAAGACCUUUGUUGAAGAACAACCCAGAGCCAUCUGAGAAUCAGUGGUUAUGAAAAAGGUUGAGUAUUUCAGUGCUCACUGACUUCUUGGAAAGGGGCACUGUUUUUGUGAUAAGCCUGUUUGGUGGAGCAAUGUUAGCCACUGACAGAUACUGAAUGAAUUAUGCAGUUGUGAACAUGAUUAUAACAGAAAGUAGGGAAUAUACUGGAUGGCAACAGGAUAGUAAUGGAAAAUGGGGUAUAUACUGGAAACGUAAAGGAUAAUACUGGAAAAUAUGGUGUAUAUUAGAUGAAUAAAUCCACCAAAUUGUUGCAGUAAAACAAUUCCUGAGUGUUUGCAGGUUUACUCAGUGGUUUAAGAUGCAGGCAGGAAGGUCUAUACAAUUAUGAACGUAAUGUCAGCAUCUUGCAACAAGGCAGAUAGCUAUAGUUGGUAUGGAAUCUGGGAGGAAGGCACUCUGGCUUGGUAAUACAUUGCUAGGAAUUGACAACCAAGCUCCUAAACUUGUAAGCUGCAGUUGAGUGAGAGGCUGAUAUGAUAAUUGCAUUGCUUUGCAAUGCUGUAAAUGCUGAUAGCAAUCCUUCUCCGAUGCCAGAUUUGUUAAAAUCUAAACCUUAUGCUUGUGAAGUAUAAUGAUAACCUAGGCAUGGA